AUGAUGGUGAUCUUCCAAAACAAGAUCAUUUAUAUGCCGUCCGUCCCACCGUUCUCGAGGUCUGAGAAAGUGAACGAUUACGCCAGGCAAUGCCAGCCAGCUGUCUGGAACGAACACGACGUUCGGGCCGCAGACGGGACCCUAUUGAAGCUUUUGGAAGGCUCCAUCACGAAUGCGCCAGACACGAAGCCGGAAGAACAUGUUGUAGUGCUCUAUUUCCAGGGGAAUGCUUCCUCAUUGCCCCCGCGUCUUCCAUAUCUUUCGAGAAUAUUGAAGGCAGCAAUGGCUGGCCAGUCGCCCAAGAAGCAAUACACAAUCGUGGCACUGUCCUAUCGCGGGUAUUGGAAGUCCCAGGGUAGUCCAUCUCAAGCCGGGAUUGAACUCGACGCAGAAGCCGCCUUGAACUGGGUACUGACAAGAUAUGACCCUGACCGAACCAAGGUCGUGGUCUGGGGCCAAUCCAUUGGUGCAGGUGCCGCAACAGUGGGCUUAGCCAAUUUGUCGAGGACCGACAAAGACGGUCUUCAACGUAUCUCAGGCCUCCUUCUGGAGACACCAUUUGUCGACCUCAAGGCAAUGCUGGUAGCACUUUAUCCGCAGAAGUUCCUGCCCUACCGAUAUUUGACUCCAUUCUUACGGUCGACGUGGGAUAGCAAGACCUCCUUGCACACGAUCGGCAAAGUCAACCCAGACCUCCGAACCCUGAUCUUGGAAGCUGGUGACGAUGAGAUUGUACCUGCUGGACAGGGAGCUAUAUUAGAGAACGCUUGCAAGGAAGAAGGGAUGAAUGUGGAUCGAAAGACGGUGUCAGGAGCUCUGCACACGGACGUCGUGGCCAAAGGGCAGGGGCGCAACCACAUCGUGAAGCUUCUUGAGUCUGUGUAG
Molecule: messenger RNA, 885 nt
Organism: Capronia coronata CBS 617.96
Lineage: Eukaryota; Fungi; Ascomycota; Eurotiomycetes; Chaetothyriales; Herpotrichiellaceae
Exons: 2
Coding region: 1-885 (294 amino acids)
Cellular component (GO): membrane
Molecular function (GO): palmitoyl-(protein) hydrolase activity
Source: RefSeq, a predicted model, not a curated record